This is a messenger RNA of Penicillium atrosanguineum, 2400 nucleotides long. It is a transcript of the gene vtc4, whose product is annotated as putative vacuolar transporter chaperone (Vtc4). The transcript has 4 exons. The coding region runs from base 1 to 2400 and encodes 799 amino acids. Gene Ontology annotation, cellular component: fungal-type vacuole membrane; vacuolar transporter chaperone complex. The record is from RefSeq and is a predicted model, not a curated record. Gene Ontology annotation, biological process: microautophagy; vacuole fusion, non-autophagic; vacuolar transport. NCBI's taxonomy places the organism in Eukaryota, Fungi, Ascomycota, Eurotiomycetes, Eurotiales, Aspergillaceae.
AUGAGGUUCGGCGAGCACCUCCGAUCCUCCAUGAUCAGGGAGUAUCACCCUCAUUACAUUGCCUACGAUGAGCUGAAGAAGGCUCUUAAGACCGACUUCGUCACCGCACCUUCCCCCAACAAUGCGAAGCCCGAUCGCCUCGAAUGGUCCGAGGACGACGAGAAGCACUUUGUCACUCUGCUCGAGAGCGAGCUGGAGAAGGUCUUCCUUUUCCAGAAGCGCAAGAGCGAGGAGAUUGUCGAGCGCAUUAAGAUGAGCGAGUUCGAGGUGAAUGAUGUGGUCUCGCGUCUCGAUGAUUCCACCGGCUCGCGCCGUCAGAGCGGCCGUGCAGCCCAGCCCCCGCCUACCGACGAAGACUUCAUGCUCCUCGAGCAGGUCCUCAGUGAUAUUAUUGCGGAUGUACACGAUCUCGCCAAGUUCACUCAAUUAAACUACACGGGCUUCCAGAAGAUUAUUAAGAAGCAUGACAAAGAGACAAACUGGUACUUGAGGCCUGUUUUCGCCGCCCGUCUGAACGCCAAGCCUUUCUUCAAGGAUAACUACGAUGCCUUCGUGAUUAAGCUCUCUAAGCUGUAUGACCUGGUCCGCACCAAGGGUAACCCUGUCAUGGGUGACUCGUCCGCCGGUGGUACCCAGCAGAACUUCGUCCGUCAGACUACCAAGUACUGGGUCCACCGCGACAACAUUACCGAGUUGAAGUUGGUCAUUCUGAAGCAUUUGCCCGUGCUGGUUUUCAACGCCAGUAAGGAGUUCGAAGAGAAGGAUACCGCCAUCUCCUCCAUUUACUACGAUAACACCGAUACGUGGGAGCUGUACCAGGGCCGUCUGAAGAAGACCGAGGGCGCAGAGGCUAUCCGUCUCCGCUGGUACGGUGGUAUGGAGAGUGACCAGAUCUUCGUGGAGCGCAAGACUCACCGCGAAGACUGGACUGGCGAGAAGUCCGUCAAGGCUCGCUUUUCGCUGAAGGAGAAGAACGUCAAUGCAUAUCUCAACGGCAGCAUGACAGUCGAACAAAUCUUCGAGAAGGCCCGCAAAGAGGGCAAGAAGAGCCAGGCGGAGAUUGACGACCUGGAGCAGCUGGCCCGCGAGAUUCAGUACCGCGUCAUCACCCGUCGCCUCGUGCCCGUUACCCGCACAUUCUACCACCGAACCGCCUUCCAGCUUCCCGGUGACGCCCGUGUGCGUAUUUCCCUCGAUACUGAGUUGACCAUGAUUCGCGAGGACAAUCUGGACGGUCGCCGCCGCGCUGGCAAUAGCUGGCGCCGGAUGGACAUCGGUGUCGACUUCCCCUUCUCCCAACUGCCCCCAGAAGACAUUGAUCGAUUCCCCUACGCUGUGCUGGAAGUCAAGCUGCAGACUCAGGCCGGCCAGGAGCCGCCUCAGUGGAUCCGUGACUUGACUGCCAGUCACCUUGUCGAAGCCGUGCCCAAGUUCAGUAAAUUCAUCCACGGCACUGCCACCCUCUUCCCCAGCCGCAUCAACCUUCUUCCAUUCUGGUACCCCCAGAUGGACACUGACAUCCGUAAGCCUGCCAAUCGCCGCUACGGUAUCCAUCGUCCUCUCGCUAGUACUUCUGUUUCCGCGAAUGAGGAGGACUCGGAUGAUGACGACUCCCCUGAGUCUGAAAAUGGUCCCCAGAACGGCUAUUACACAGAGUAUGGUAACGAUGGUGGUCUGUUCACGGAGACAAACGGCAACGAACUGGAUAUUGAGGAGCGCAUCGCCGCGCAGCCUGUCGCCGGUGAUGAAGACUACCCGCUCUACGAUUCCGACGACGAGACUGUCGAUACCAACGAGCUCGAGGAGGCUCGUCGCGUCGGCGGGGCCUACUAUGCCGAGCAGCUCAUCAAGCACUAUGUGUGCAAAACUGGCAAGACAUUGGCUCGGGGUCUCCUUGCUAUUGUUCCCCGCCCUACACCCACCUCCCUCCCUCCCGCCGAACAGCGUGGAAUCGCUGUGCUCCAGGGAACUCAGCGUUCUCUCCAGCGGUUCCAGGCUCCUCCAGGAAAGCGUAUCUUCGUCCCUGUCCGUGUCGAGCCCAAGGUCUACUUCGCCGCCGAGCGAACCUUCCUUUCCUGGCUCGAAUUUUCCAUCAUCCUCGGCGGUAUUGCUGCCACUCUUCUCAACUUUGGCGUCGACAGCAUCUCCCUCGCAUCGUCCUGGGCCUUCACUGUCCUCGCCGCCGGUGCUCUCAUUUACAGCCUCUUCCUGUACAUCUGGCGCGUGGACAAGAUCCGCAAGCGCCGCGAUGUGAAGCGCGUGUACUAUGAAAAGUGGGGACCCACAGUCGUUAGCGUGGGUCUCGUUGCCGUCGUGUUGGUCAACUUUGCUCUGCGUGUUCGUGCUGGUGGCUUCAUGGCUGGUGACCAGAAGCCCGGCCGUCAUGGCGAUGAGCUGUAG